Messenger RNA from Pocillopora meandrina, 9224 nucleotides. Lineage: Eukaryota; Metazoa; Cnidaria; Anthozoa; Scleractinia; Pocilloporidae. The record is from the annotation of a GenBank genome assembly.
AAAAUGUUGGCAGCGUGGGAUGUUUACUUCUCAUUUUUCUCUGACACGACUUUAUAAAAAAAAAAUUCCCUUCUUAUGUACCAAUAGCUAAAAGCUCUUUGAAUUAAGUUUCAAACGAACGCUCUCAUCAUAGCAGACGUACGUUCCCUUUUGUCAAGACACUCAACACGAUUUCUAUCUGUGAACUUCCUUACAUCUAUCUGCUACAUGAAAUUUACUAUUUUAUAACUCCAGGGCCUGAUAUGACUAAAUGUUUUCUACAGUUUGAUUAUUAUAGAUUACUUCCUCGUCUAUCGAUAUGACCGUGAGAUUGAUGAGUGCAAAAGAAGGGAAAGGUUUCUUGCCUCUUGAUUGAUUCUUCGGCCCGACAGAAAAAAGAGGGAAAAUUUUCAUCUCAGGUUCCUUUUCUUAUUAAAUUGCAAUUUAUUGUUGUAUAGGUGGUUAUAUGAUAGGUUUAUCGCCUGGUGGCUUCCCAUCCCCAGUGGAAACGAAGAUCUCCUCGUAAAGAUCGCGGAAAAGGAAAUGAAACUUGAACAGCAAGCAAAGAGGUAUUAUUUGAAAACCAGUUCUUGUAUCUUCUCUCUUAAAAGGAUAACAAAGAAAUUAUGCAAAUAGAUUAAUAUUAGACCAUUUUUCCCCGGUAUGCUCAACAAACCUUUCGCAUUGAGGGAUAAUUAUAGGUUAUUACACGGUUGGUGCGCAUGUACGAUUUUUAUUCACAGCGAGUGAGUUAAAAUCGUACAAGCGAACCAAUCGUGAAAUAACUUAUUUAUUAUAUACAUACCAAGAUUCAUAAGCGAACAGAACUCAAAGAUAAACAUAUCUUUAUUUUAUUUCAAAGGAAAACAACGCGCGGUCAAGCUGCCGCAUAGUUCGAGAGUUGCACUGAAAUGGCUUCCUUGUAAAAUACUUUACAUUUAAAUUAUCAAGCAAAAAUGCCAUCAAAAGGCAGAAAUAGUUAGAAUAAAAUAAGACAUCCUAAAAAUAUGACGAAAUAACUCUACGGAAGCUCAAAACUUGAAAUACAGAAGUGAAAACCCGAGACCUCAUUUUUUGUUGCUUAUCAGAACCCGCAUGCCUGAAUCGCCUCGCCAUUGAAAACAAGAAAUUCAUGGAACAGAGCAACAUCGUGUUUGGUCUUUUUCUUGGCGUUUUCAUUUUCCUGUCCGUCUAUGAACUCUUCUACUGAUGAAUCUAAGCUCUGAAAAUGGUUAGUUUGAUUUGAAGCCAUCUUUCUGAAGAAAAAUGCGCUUAAGCUUAGAAGUGUGCUUUUUGUCAGUCAAGAGGAGUUUCGAACGAGCGACACGGUUUUGUUCACUAGUGAAAAUAAUGAUAUAGCCAAUCAGAGCGUCGAAAGGUUUGUAUGACCAAUCAGCUGGCUUCUCUAGCGCGAAGAGACUAUUUUCAUUUAAAUGCUUUUUGGCGCGUAAAUCUCGGUAUGUAUAUAAUAACGUCGAUUUAUCGGUAAGAACCAAAUUUACAAUAAGAACAGUUUAGACUUAUAUAAAAAAAGAUAAUUGGAACCUUUAAAGUCAUCUUUGCUAAAAUAAAAUUUUUUGGCGUCAAAAGUAAUGUGUGCCUAAUUAUAAAACAAAUAUCCAGGUGAAUUUUCCGAAACAUACCCCUAGGCACGAGGUCUUCAGCAGACUUCCCUACAGCUACAGGGACAAAGCCCACUGGUUGAACUGUGACGUAAGCCCAAGUAUCAGUCAAAACAGCACGUGACAAAAAUAUGCUAUGAGAAAAUUGAAAACAAACCCUCAUUAACGUAGGUGUUCAAACCCUACCCACUCCUAAUAUUGGGAAGCACCACCCAAAAUUAGGUCAGUCCCCGGGCUGCACCUGGAUGCUCGCCCAGGCUGGCUUCAAGGCGAGGGGUACCUGCCUUCAAGUGUCUGUGAAACUACCCGUGAGUUUUGUUGGAUAUACAGCUAAAAGGCCAGUCCCUUAACUGCACCCGAGGGCGCAGUUUACCAGAGGAAACAGAGCUAUAGCAGUUCAACAAUGAAGUAAAUGGAAUAUAUAUUUUUUUCAAAUUGGGUUGUUUCCGUUGUUUGUUCAGUUCCUAAAAGUUGUAAAUCUGACUCGUUAAUAAGAUGGUAAUUAUUUCGUUUGCUGAUCCACCAGAAUAGUUGAACUUGAGAUGAACUUACAAGUAAUAGAGAUAGAAAAUGGGGAGAGGGGAGAAAAGUGAGCUCACCGAAUACUUUUCAUCUUGUUUGUACUUAGAGUGACUAUUAAACUGCUCUAUAACGCUGUUUUGAACACUACUGCAGAAUAACAAUGAUAUAUUAGUUUAGUUUUUUUUUUGCCCCAAAAUGAUAUCGUAUAGGGUGUCGGUGAUACUUUGUUUACAUCGAUCAAAGAAAAGCCUUUUAAAUCUUCAUGUUCAUGUAUCGUUAAACAGUAUGCUUUAUCAAUGUUUUCUUUUUUAAAAUGUGUAGGCUUAAUCAGCUCGAAGAAUUUAACAAUAGUAAGGACAGAGAGAUUGAGCGACUGAAAAUGAGGUGCGUCUUAUUUCAUGACUUAAAUGAGUUGUCCAUCCAUACGGCUCACAACAGACAAGCUUACGAAUUUUCUUCCUCAUUGAUCGUCCUUCACCUCGUAAACUAGCCUUUGGGUGAAGGAAACAGGUUCCAGCAAAGAAGUAUGUAAAGGCUCUUAUAUACCCCAUGAGAAUAUACGAUUACCGGCAACAAGCUUACCUCCAUUAAUGCAAAAGAUACUAAGGAUUGGAUCCCUCUGGUUUACUCAACAAUGCUUUCGGAAUAUGGGUCAUCUAUUCCCCCCUUAAAUAGAUUUAAUCAUACUAGUAAAAUUCCAAUAGUGAUGAGUGUUCUUGAUUACGCAACAUAGUGUACUCUGUGAACGAUACAUGAGAUAAACUGAAAAGAAAAACAUUUGUCAAACCACAAGCUGCGGAUUGACGAAGGUCCGAGAGCAAAGUUCAACGUUUUCCUCUACCUGCACAGAAAAGAAAAAGUCUAAAGAUCGCUGCCUUGUGUUAAAAAAUCCUCGUCCUUGAAGUAGUAAUGUACAAAGACACACACACAUACGAUUGUACAUGAUCAGAAAGUGUGAAAUGACUAUAAUGUAAACUGCUUGCUGCUGUUUCCAGAGUUUAACUCGUGACGUUUCGAUUUUCGGCCUUCAUUGGGUUGCACAUACAAGUUAAAUGCGAAAAAAAUGCUAAAAUCCCAAGAUAUCUCAAGUCGAGGAUAUUUACAUUAAAUGAGGUGUACUAUAUAUAAUUAAAUCAGGUUAGAUGUAUAGAACCUUUGCAUGAUGUACAUAUGCGUUUUGUUAUUUUAUCGAAACGGUGUUGCAUGAAGCAUCUACAAUUCGCCUAGGAUUAAAUAUACAAACGUGACUUCAACCUCUGAAAGUGACUAACUGCAUUUAAAAAAAAAUUCUCAGAAGCUAUUUUCAAAAAAUUUCCCUAAUCAUUUUUCUGUCAACUUUUGUUUGACGAUGACGAUGUGUCUAUCAUCUUAGCACUGAAUGGUCUCUAAUUACCUUGCAGAGUUGCCGCUCUCAGUGAGAGAAGAGUAAAGCAAAAUCAGUCAAAAGUGGAGGAUAUGCUUAGUAAGAACAGACAGUCAAAGGCGGAAGAGGAUUUCGCUAAUUUCUUCGACGAAACGAGAAUGGAUACACUCGAAAAAAUGGAGAAAUCGUACUCGUUUGAAAAGCAGAUAGAGAUCGACAUCUAUUGCCCCAGACUUCUUUGUCUUAUUUUUGAGGUAUAUCUUGAUAUUAAGAAUAAGCAAACACCCAUGAUACCUCGUUCACGGUAUCAAUAAUUAGUUCCAAAGUCGUUUCAAAAUUGGGAGAUAACCUUUUGAAUGAGACGGUGGGCAUCGGCUUCCUAUAAAAAACAUACUUUAGUUGUGCUUUUUUCGAGUCGACAAUCUGAGUGGAUGGCCACCAUCAGAGUCAAGUGAAGAGUUGCUGUCAGUCGACUGUUAUAGUUCCAGUCCUUGCAUAAUGUUCAGUCAGUUUAGCCGCGAUUGUAUUGACUUUAAAACUAAUUUGGUGCAUGUAAGUCGGUCGUAAUUGUUAGGACUGCAAAGUCAUUCUUUUCGGUUCCGUGGCGGAGCAAAUGUCUUGAAUAAGUCAAUUUAUUGGUGCUGGUAGUUGUUGACUUCUGUCGAGGGUAGUCUGCUCCAAAUUAGUGAACUAGCUUUACACAGUCAGUCGUUGAGAAUAGUUAGAGCUGUAGGUUAAGCAUUUGGCAGAGUCACAGUCAAUAGCGGGGUUCGUUACUCGAUGAAUUUAAGCGUUGUGAUUUUUAUCAUUACCAUUUCUCGUCGCUUGUUCGUGCUCAGUCUGUCUUGUAUUGAAGUUUGUUAUAAACCAACCCUGUCUUUUUUAACUGACGUAGUGUAAUAACGAUCGUUUUGUGGGCGAGCUGGAUAUUGAACGGUUACAGCAUGCGCGAGAUGGUUUCAGACAUGCCCUCCAUGUACGGUCUAUAGUCAUUGUGGUCGUAGGAGUUGUCGUUGCUAAGUGUUUCGCCGGAUCCAAUUGUUGCUCUUUUUCGGAAAAACACAGUCAAAGUUUUUGUUUUCUUUGGAUAGGCUGUCUGUCGAGUUGCAAACCAGGCGCACUUUUUAGAGCCCUGGGUGCAUGAUAGUAACGACUUUGUGUGAUGUCGGGUUGUAAGAUGACUUGUCUGGUGUACGGCGAUACGUGUUGGUUUUCUUCGACUUGUCUGUUUACUGUUUGUCUGUGCUCUGCUCGUUUAGGUGGUGGUGGAAUGUGUAGAUUUUGUCGUGGUUUACGGCGAUAAAUGUAUUACUAGGAUUUCAUCACGCUAUAGUACAGUAAUUGCCAUUUUCACAAGUGUUCAAUUUUUGUAUUGUUUUGUUCUGUUUCUUUUUUUUUUCAAGGCUGCCUACGAAAAAAUGGAAGAGGCGAGAAGAGCAAUGUUUGAGUUGGGGAAAGAAGUAACGAGAGGUUUUAUUCAAUUAACCCCAGACGAGAUCAAAUUGAUUACAGACUGUAAAAGGGUAAGACAAAAAAUCAACCCCUCUAGCAGUUUAUCUCCGGCGAGGAUAGAUGAAAAGCGGUGAUUAAGAUUAAUAUAAACAAAACUGUUGUAAAGAUUUGACACUUGUCUUUUUUCCUUACGAUAUUGGGUAAAGGACGCAGACAUUGUAUAUAAACUAUAUCAUCCUUAGUUCUCCACCCCCCUUACGUGCAGAUCAAUUGUAGAUGUUUAGAUAAAGCGUCGUGAUGAACACGAAACUCUCUUGACGAAAGAAGAGGCGUCAAGCUUUAUAGUAAGGAAAUAUGAUUUGGAUCGUUAAGUGAAAAUAAAUCGGUUCGUUCCUACUGUGAUUUAAAUGGAAGACUUGCCUUUCAAAUGGAAACUCAGAUUCCAGCUGCAUCAACAAGGUAUAGGCUUUUAUUAAGGCUGGCAAGUUUUCUAUAACGUGGUGAGUAAUUUAGGAAAUUAAAUUUAAAUUCAUUCGGAUCGCUAGAUUAAAAUUUCGGAUUUUGUUACUUCUUCUUCAGCCGUAUCUAUCUAAUAGAAACGGCUUUUUAGCACCUCCAUAGAUAUCGGCCGAGGGUUUUAAAACCUGUUCCCAUAAUAUCGUAAGCCUUUAUCGGUCCAUUAACGAACUAGCUUUCAUGAAUGAACAGACUUUUGAACUUCUGACCCUAAAUUAGGCUGUACAAUCUAAUUUACACUUUAAGGGUUACAAUAUGAUUAGCCUUGAUAGAAAUCGAGGUGGUGGUGGUGUUUGCACUUACAUUCGAAGCUGCAUGAAUUAUACAAGACGUUUGGAUCUAGAAAUCCAGUUUUUAGAAAUGUUAGCGUUGAAAAUACCAAAGACAUUGCCGAUGGUAAUAAUUGUUUUACCUAAAUUGGUCCAGGUGUUUCUACAGACCUUUCCAGGUCAUCCAUAAAUUUAUAAGAGGAAUUGGAACACGAGCCGUCCUCGUUUUAAUGUACUGAAAUUAAACCGUUUAGGGUCUUUAUUUCUUUACUGUACUGUCAAACUGUCACCGAGAUGUCAACAAAGCAACCGGCCUUGACCAAAUUUACGGUAAAGUUCCUUAGCUGGCUGCGCCAUUAAGCUAUUGACAACGAACUUAUAUACUGAACUUUCUGCUGUUUUUUAAAGCAAGUGACUAAAAAAAUUGUAACUAUCUAUUAGAGAUCUUCAUAUAAAAAUACAAACUCGCAAAUGCUCUGGAAGUUUAAUCGAAUUUUUGUUGUUCACGGUUUGUGGAAGAACAAACGUGGAAAAUAUUGUAGUUUUUGAUCACGGUUACCGUGGUUAAAUUAGCUUUUCUAUCUAUUCUAUUCAUCUAUCCAUUAUGGCUAAUACAUUCAAAUAUUCUUUUUGUAAUACGUGUAGUAUUCAAGUCUUUUGUCUUAACCAACAGACGGGCGUCUCUGAAACAUCGAUAACCUAUCCAGUCUGCUUAGGGCGUCAAGAAUCACAGUAUCCAGUAGAAGCUGUUGAUGCCCUAAUGAUGAUCUUGAAAGAAACGGCACCCAAUUGCAACCUUGAUUGUUUAGUGGAGGUAUGUUGUCCUGCAUACUCAGCCUCUCAGUACGUAUCUUGAUUGUAAACAUCACUUGUUCAUAUAAUUUUUGAAGGUUUCAUGGUUACAUUGUAAACCUUCGGGGUGGGAUGAACUGUGUCGUGGAUCUCGAUUUGCAUGUUUCGUUUACAUCACGCAAUGAAACGUACAAAAGAAGUGAACUUGUCAUAUUUCCCAAAACAUUGAAGAAUAAGAGUCUUCAUGAAAUGGUCAAAAAGAGAUGUCACUUUGUAGCAAAUCUAACAGAAGGCCCGACGACGGCAGGACAGUUUGAUGAAGCAAAAAGGGUCUGACCUUACGAAUUGCUUUCCUUGAUGAAUUUUUUGAACUUCGUUUAACCCAUACGUUUUCCCGCGAAUUUAAAUGGCCUCUUUCUCACGGCACUCGACAAGGGAGUUCCAUAUUGCCUUUUAUUGGUUGGCGGCAUGACCGCAUUGGCACGCGCUUAAAUAAGGUGCUAAAACUGGGAAUUUCUUUGGGGGCCGAAAAUCCGAGGUUUGUUUUUACGCUAGUUACCUAAACCUGAACGAUUUAAUAGGGUAUGUAUUUUUGUCGGAUUUUGAUGAAACGUAGCCAGGAUAUUUGUCAGAUAUUAAUGCACACAAUUAUGUGAGGCUUUAAUGGAAUUUGAGAUAUCUUUUUCCUGUGAAUUCCCGGCGCGUGACAACGCAAUUUUGUUUUGUCCAACUUUAAAAUAGAUUUUCUCGGGAAUCAAUCGGAAUAUCGAAAAGCUUAUAAUCUGCUGAGUGAUACAAUCCAGUUUGUUGGGAUGUUCGUGGUAACGCAAAGGCUUUUUCCGGAGGGCACUCUUUUCUGUUGACGGUGACCUUAAUCUUUAUUCAGAUUUCUAACGAUUCGUGCACAUUGUUAUGCUGCUGGUUGGUUUCGUAUGAGAACAUCAGUCACAAUCGUAUCUGAUUAUUUUUUUUCUGAUAACAACUUUUCAAAGGCGUCAUGAAGAAAUCGAGUUGUAGUUCAGUUUUUUUUUUUAUCAAACGCACACGGGAAAUAAAUAAAUUAAAGAAAAAGCUAAGUAACUCAGAGUUAAUCACUAUAUCGACUUCACAAUGAUUUGAAGAUUACUUAGAAACCUAGUAUUGUUUUUUUUUUCGAACACGUUAGAGGCACUUUUCUUUUUUUUAUCAUUAUCCUCCAAUUAAUAACAGUACUAAGGUAUGAGACAAGCUCACAGUCGCAAUCUUAUUUUCAAUCCAAGCCAAUAUAUCGUACUUUUCCCGCCCUUUCUCCUCUACAUUUUGUCUUGUGCAUCAUUCUCCAUGGGAAAAGGGGAGGAAGGAUGAAUGUCGAUGUCAGGUCUGAAGGAAAAUUGUUCACGAUAUUAGUAUCGGUAAUAACAUGAUUUCGAGUGUAGUUUUGUGUAAAUAAUUUGCAUGGAAAAAGCAUCUUAGAAAGUCAAGACAGAGGAUUUUUUGACAGCGCGCGCGCUAUUUGUAAUUUGAACUCGUGUUACAACUUUGCACUCGUGUGACAUGAAAAUUGCACUCGCUUAAAGCUAAUCAGAAGCGCGUAAUUUUUAUAUAUACAUUAUUAGAGCUUUUACUGAUGUCAGCGUUGUCGGCUUUCUUAAUUUUUGACCACACGUAUCAUUUCUUUCAUGAGCGAUUAUUUUGCAGUUUGCGAACCCGUACGCCUAACUUUUCAAAUAAUCUUCAAAAAUCUUUUAGGAUGUCAUUCGAGUUGUUGUGAAGAAGUGGAACAGGUGGCAGGAAGAGGAAAAAUUGUUGAGAAACAGCCGACUUUCACACGCAGUGAGUCACCUUCAUAAACCACUAUUCCAGGAGUACAUAAAAGCAAGUAUCCGGCUGACUUGGAGAAUGGUUACCCAGACACCACCACUUAGGUUAGAGUAUCAAUCCUUGUACCUACAACAGUGCCAUAAGAAGAUGGGUUGUUAUAUGAGUCCUGAGGUACGUACGUUGGCGAAAGGAAUCCCUGACCAACAUCAGGAAGAGGAGAUAGCGUGUUAUCUUUGGCCGGGACUGUUUGAUGGGGAAGGAAGAUGUAUUCGAAAAGGAGAAGUCUUGUGUAGGAUAAAAGCGAAUACCGAGUAAGCAUCUUUUGAAUUUCUACGCCCAACAACUAAAGCAAAAGGUUAUGUGUAGUUUGGAAAUUGCUUUAAUGUUCAAAAUCCUGUUAAAUACCUUUUAUUUGUGCCACGCUCCAAAUGUAAAUGAGAGGCAUGAAUCAGGUCGAUGCAUGAUCGAAAUAAGUGGGUUUUCUGACAUGAAACGACCUCUUAUAUUUAGUGUUACCUGUGACGUUGUUAGAGAAAGAAGGACCUCUGAAAAAUAUACGAUAACAGAUGGAAUAGAAUGCAGGCGAUUAACAAUGAGUAUUCUGUUUGUUUAUGCAAGCACUAUUUUAUUUCGCCUACAAGUAAAAACAUUAAAACGUCUUUACAUCGACAUUUUUCCUUAUUGAUGUUUAAUGAGAGCAUUUGCUUAGAAACUAAAUUGCUUCUGUAUUAAGUAGUUAAAGCUUGUUUUAGAGUUUGGGUGGUCAAACUAAAGAAAUAAAGAAAACUGUUGUAAAGAUUGUCCCUAGUUUAGCAUCCGUACUUAACAUCCAUCUUAAAGGCAAAAGCUUUCCUUGCAAUUGUUCUUGAGCAAGUGUUUAAAUAUUGAGUAAUUGCACGUCUAUGGAAC